Messenger RNA from Andrographis paniculata, 2139 nucleotides. Its product is annotated as galacturonosyltransferase 8-like. Gene Ontology annotation, molecular function: polygalacturonate 4-alpha-galacturonosyltransferase activity. The transcript has 3 exons. Lineage: Eukaryota; Viridiplantae; Streptophyta; Magnoliopsida; Lamiales; Acanthaceae. The record is from RefSeq and is a predicted model, not a curated record. The coding region runs from base 124 to 1878 and encodes 584 amino acids.
AUAUAUAAAGAUAAUAAUAUUGGGCAACCGCUUCGGAAGUUGUACAUUUGAGACAAUUUGUAACCCUCCCCCUUUGUUUUCUACCGUACAACCAAUUGCUGCAAACAACGGUUACAGAAAUUCAUGGCUGCCUCUCUCAUUCUCUCUCGAGUCACACGGAACACUCUCAAACUCAGAGCGGAAAUGGCUUUGAAUUCGGUUAGAGGUCGCCGGAACACUGCGUCUGUUAGAGUAGCCGGACGUCCAUGGCGCUGCUCCAUCUAUACUGUCAGAUUCUUCGUCGGUUUCCUGGCCGUCAUAGUUUCGGUUUUCAUGACUGUCUCGUUUCUCCUUUCUCCCGCCGGCUCCGCCGACGGCGACAUCGUUUUUUCUCAUAGCAGUGUUUAUGGAUCUUCUCGGAGAUCAAUGCUGGCGUUGAAAUCUGAUCCAAUCAAGUCAAGGAUCUAUCAAGUUCGUAAACAAGCAGAGGAUCACAGAAAUUUAGCUUUGGCUUAUGCUUCCUAUGCUCGGAAACUCAAGCUCGAAAACUCGAAGCUCCUGAGGAGAUUCUCUUAUCUCUCUCAAAAUCUCACUGAAUUAAGCUCCAAGUAUAAGGUAUUACAUGAUUCGGAUUCAAAAUUAAUUGAUGAAUCUGUUCUCAGACAGUUCGAGAAGGAGGUGAAGGACCAAAUUAAGCUCACAAGGGCAGUGAUUUCUGAGGCAAAAGAAUCAUACGAUAAUCAGCUGAAGAUACAUAAAUUGAAGGACACAAUCUUUUCCUUGAACGAACAAUUGUCGAAAUUGAAACGACAAGGUGCUUUUGCAAGCUUGAUUGCUGCCAAAUCGAUUCCGAAGAGCUUGCAUUGCUUAGCUUUAAGAUUGAUGGAAGAGCGAAUUGCGAAUCCUGAGAAGUACACAGAUGAAGGAAUUCUCCCCAAGCCUGAAAUCGAGGAUCCGAAUCUGUACCAUUAUGCAAUUUUCUCUGAUAACGUAAUUGCUGCUUCGGUUGUGGUUAACUCUGCAGUGGAAAAUGCAAAGGAGCCACGGAAGCAUGUGUUUCAUGUGGUGACCGAUAAGAUGAAUCUCGGAACUAUGCAGGUGAUGUUCAAGAUGAGGGACUACAGAGGUGCUCAUAUCGAAAUAAAGGCUGUUGAGGAUUUCAAAUUUCUCAAUUCUUCUUAUGUGCCGGUGCUGAAACAGAUUGAGUCCGCCAAGCUGCUGCAGUUCUACUUUGAGAAUAAGCUUGAAAAUGCAACAAAGGACGCCACGAACAUGAAGUUCAGGAACCCAAAGUAUCUGUCAAUACUAAAUCAUCUCAGAUUCUAUCUGCCUGAAAUGUACCCAAACCUGCACAAGAUUUUGUUCUUGGAUGAUGACAUAGUGGUCCAGAAAGAUCUCACCGAGCUUUGGGAUAUGGAUAUGGAUGGAAAAGUGAACGCGGCUGUGGAGACAUGUUUCGGAUCGUUUCAUCGCUAUGCACAAUACAUGAACUUCUCACACCCUUUGAUCAAAUCCAGAUUCAGUCCCAAGGCAUGUGCUUGGGCUUAUGGGAUGAAUUUCUUCGAUUUGGACGCUUGGAGGAGACAGGACUGCACCAAAGAAUACCACUACUGGCAGAAUAUGAAUGAGAACCGGACAUUGUGGAAGUUAGGAACGCUACCUCCGGGGCUGAUCACAUUCUACUCAACAACAAAGCCACUGAACAAAUCGUGGCAUGUUUUGGGGCUGGGAUACAAUCCGAGCAUAAGCAUGGAUGAGAUCAAGAAUGCAGCCGUCAUACACUUCAACGGGAAUAUGAAGCCGUGGCUCGACAUUGCAAUACCCCAAUUUCGUCCACUUUGGACCAAGUACGUCGACUACAGGAACGAGUAUGUACAGAGCUGCAAUUUUGGCUUAUGAUGAAGCCGGGGAUUGGCAAAAAAGUCGAUUCUUUAAUCUUUCUACAAGGUCUUCGGAGCCUUAUUACUGCUCCUAAACAGGCCUGGUAAGUUUUCUUUCUUUCUCUUAGAUUAAAUUUUACCACUUGUCUAUUUGUUUGUUUUUAUCUUCUUUUAUCGUGUUCCAUGGUUCUUGUUUUAGUGUGUAGAUUUAGUUGUUUUUUUUGUAACAUAGGAACUCGCAGUUGCUUACAUCACGCAAGCAUUUUGUUUCAUAGGUUCA